Messenger RNA from Aspergillus melleus, 1002 nucleotides. RefSeq lists its product as uncharacterized. Bases 1 to 1002 code for a protein of 333 amino acids. Lineage: Eukaryota; Fungi; Ascomycota; Eurotiomycetes; Eurotiales; Aspergillaceae. The transcript is spliced from 2 exons. The record is from RefSeq and is a predicted model, not a curated record.
AUGCGGUUUACAUUCAUACUGGCGAUUCUUGCCAUUUUGCAUGGAGUCCACAGCACUGCUGUUCAAGGGCCCUAUGAUGACAAUGUCAUUGAAAGAUUUCAACGCAAACGCGACGAUGCCUCUACAGCUGCACGACUCAAGUGUUCUUUUCCAACGCUCGAGCAGUCCGAAUCCAAGCAGAAGCGUGCUUUCAAUGAGCCCUUCGAUAGCAAUCGCACGCUCGUCGCGAGAACCAUGACUCUACCUCCGCCGAAUCGAAACAGUAAGAAAGCUAUGGAUGAGUUCAUGAGAGAUGAGAUAGUGGAUGUCACCCAGAAAUUGAUUUGGCACCGAAUGGUUUCCGGCGAGCCAGAACACUUCGACACCGCCAUUUACGAGGAGUUUAAAGAUCACAAAUCCAUCAGUAUUGGGACCAGCGGACUUUGCGGAUGUACUGUGCUAGUGAUCAUCAGCAGGGAAGCAGUUUAUAUGGCUCACUACUGGGAGAAUAUAUCCUUUGCGCCGGAUGAGGAUUGGGAAAAAUAUUACCGUCGCAUAGGAAGGGACAUUUUCGAGGAAAGUGUUGUCAGAGGGCUUCGAGAUGGCAUUGGAACAAAGCAGAAAAAGCUAAAACCCGGUCCUUUUGACAAUGAUCAUGUUCAAGCCUAUCUGAUGCAUCCCAAUGCGCCUGCGGAUAACUUUAAGCCCGACGAAGACAGACAGGUCAUAUUUGAGGAGUAUUACGAGAGAAGAUGGAAUCAAAUUAAGGAGAUCGUGAUUGAAAUCAUUCCAGCAAUUGGGCAGCCAGGGCGCUGGAUCGACCUGGAAUACAAGGCUCUGGAUAAGGACAGCCCCCUUCUCGAUCGAACUGCUCGUGGGCAUAUAUUGUUCAAAUACGACCCUGACCACCGAUACACAGACGCAGAUGGCACAGAGAUAUCGCAGAGAAAGGCCACUUUAUGGGUCGAACAAAAUAUUAAACCUAAGCAUGAUGACACAUGGGACGAUGAGCCAUUAUCUUAG